Messenger RNA from Miscanthus lutarioriparius, 429 nucleotides. NCBI's taxonomy places the organism in Eukaryota, Viridiplantae, Streptophyta, Magnoliopsida, Poales, Poaceae. The record is from the annotation of a GenBank genome assembly.
AUGGCCUCGGUGGCGAGCUUCCCGGCUGCGUUGUCCCUCGUCCUGCUGCUCGUCGCCAGCAGCGCCUUCCUCGUCACCGAGGUCGCGGCGUGCGGCGGCUGCCCGAAACCAACCCCUCCUCCUCCACCGCCGCCGUCACCCACCAGCACGCCAUGCCCUCCGCCGCCGUCCAGCAAGUGCCCCAAGAACGCGCUGAAGCUGGGCGUGUGCGCCAACGUGCUGGGCCUCGUCAAGGUGUCCAUCGGCAAGGUGCCCACCGACUCGUGCUGCCCGCUGCUGGAGGGGCUCGCCGACCUGGAGGCCGCCGUCUGCCUCUGCACCGCGCUCAAGGCCAACGUGCUCGGCAUCAACCUCGACGUCCCCGUCAAGCUCACCUUGCUCCUCAACUACUGCGGCAAGAGCGUCCCCGAGGGCUUCCUGUGCGCCUAA